AUGACCCCCCAAACAGCCGCAAUAACCAUCCCUCUGACCAUCCACCUCACAAACCUGGCACGACCAAGCCCAGGCCCCCCCUCUCCCCAACCCCCACGCCGCACACCAAGCAUCCGGCGUACACAGGCGAUGGAAUUCCCCAGGCAUGCAGCGAGCGGGGCAUCAAAUAAUACCUCCCCAAACUUCUCACCGAGCCUAACAGAUUCGACGAACCCGCAUACUAUACAGCGGGGCCGUGCUCUUUCGGAGAUUGCGGAUGGGGAUGGGGGUGAUGAGGAGGAGGAGUAUCAAAUGUUGCGGCGUGCGAGAAGGGAUUCGGUUGGUGGUGGUGCUUCGUCUAUGACUGGACGGGCGCGUGCUGGUCGUGAGACUUGUGGACAUGCGAGGGUUAUGAAUUUGGUUAACUUGCCACUUUCGAGGUCUUUGGUUUCUAGGUUGAAUGGAAGGUAG
This is a messenger RNA of Penicillium verrucosum, 450 nucleotides long. RefSeq lists its product as uncharacterized. The coding region runs from base 1 to 450 and encodes 149 amino acids. Lineage: Eukaryota; Fungi; Ascomycota; Eurotiomycetes; Eurotiales; Aspergillaceae. The transcript has a single exon. The record is from RefSeq and is a predicted model, not a curated record.